GUUUCCCAGGCUGGUCUUGAACUCCUGGCCUCAAGCCACCCUGCCAAAAUGCUGAGUUUACAAGCAUGAGCCACCAUACCUUCACUGGUAUGUUUUAAAAGCUCUCCAGGUGAUUCUAAUAUGCCCCCGGGGUUAUGUACUACUGAUCUAAAUCCAUUUUUUGUUAGGGAUGACAAAGUGAUUAUAUUCUAUUAUUCCUUCGGCAGUUCAUUUGCUUUUACAAAUGUUAACUUUCUGCAUUCUAUUUAUUCCCUCCAUAUCUUGCAAAUCAAUAAGGAAGCCUCUGCAAAUAAAGCUCCUUUAUUAUUAGAGGAAGACUUGAUCUUGGAGGUGAAAAUGUAGAGUAACACAUGGAAGGGAUAUUGGCAAUAACCUCAAGGCCAUGCUUAAGGGUGGAAGAUGUCUAUGGAUGUGACAUUUCUGGGGACGGGUGCAGCAUAUCCAUCUCCAACCCGGGGUGCCUCUGCUGUGGUCCUUCGGUGUGAAGGCGAGUGCUGGCUCUUUGACUGUGGGGAGGGAACACAGACACAGCUUAUGAAAAGCCAACUUAAAGCAGGGAGAAUUACCAAGAUCUUCAUCACACAUCUUCAUGGAGACCAUUUCUUUGGCCUUCCUGGGCUCCUCUGCACAAUCAGCCUGCAGAGUGGCUCCAUGGUGUCCAAACAGCCUAUUGAAAUCUAUGGCCCUGUAGGGCUUCGGGACUUUAUCUGGCGAACCAUGGAACUCUCUCACACGGAGCUGGUCUUCCAUUAUGUGGUUCAUGAACUGGUUCCUACAGCGGAUCAAUGUCCUGCAGAAGAAUUAAAAGAAUUUGCAUGUGUGAAUAGAGCAGUCAGUCCUCCCAAAGAGGAACAAGGAAGAACUAUCCUAUUAGACUCAGAAGAAAACUCGUACCUUCUGUUUGAUGAUGAACAGUUUGUUGUAAAAGCAUUUCGCCUCUUUCACAGAAUUCCCUCAUUUGGGUUUUCAGUCGUGGAAAAGAAACGCCCAGGUAAACUCAAUGCACAGAAACUAAAAGACCUUGGUGUUCCACCAGGUCCUGCCUAUGGGAAGCUGAAAAAUGGAAUUUCUGUUGUUCUGGAAAAUGGGGUUACAAUUUCUCCCCAAGAUGUCUUAAAAAAGCCUAUUGUUGGAAGAAAAAUCUGCAUAUUGGGUGACUGCUCUGGGGUUGUGGGUGAUGGAGGAGUAAAGCUGUGCUUUGAAGCAGACCUGUUGAUCCACGAAGCGACCCUGGAUGAUGCCCAGAUGGACAAAGCAAAGGAGCACGGCCACAGCACACCACAGAUGGCAGCGACAUUUGCAAAGUUGUGCCGUGCAAAGAGGCUGGUUCUGACUCACUUCAGUCAGAGGUACAAACCAGUUGCCUUGGCCAGAGAAGGAGAAACAGAUGGCAUUGUAGAACUAAAAAAGCAAGCUGAAUCAGUGUUAGAUCUCCAAGAAGUGACUCUAGCAGAAGAUUUUAUGGUAAUAAGCAUUCCAAUCAAGAAAUGAAACCAGUGUUCCUGGGUGCAUACUGACAUGUCUGUGAAUAUGUUACUGAACCUACAGUCCAGUUUUUUAUUUCUUGUUUUAGUCUGGGAUUAUUUGGGCCUUAAUAAUCCUAAAAAGAAUGGAGCUGCAUUGAUGAAUUGGCUCAGUAUUUAAAGGGAGCAAGCUUUUUGAUAAUAAAUCUUUUUAAGAGAAAAAAAACCC
Messenger RNA from Piliocolobus tephrosceles (Ugandan red Colobus), 1692 nucleotides. It is a transcript of the gene ELAC1, whose product is annotated as elaC ribonuclease Z 1. Gene Ontology annotation, molecular function: 3'-tRNA processing endoribonuclease activity. The transcript has 4 exons. Lineage: Eukaryota; Metazoa; Chordata; Mammalia; Primates; Cercopithecidae. The record is from RefSeq and is a predicted model, not a curated record. Gene Ontology annotation, cellular component: nucleus. Bases 400 to 1491 code for a protein of 363 amino acids.